AUGAUGUAUUUGGGUUGGCAUCGUGUGUUGUGGGAGGAGGGAGGUAAAAAGGUGGUGUGGUCAAGAGCGGAUCUCAGUCGGCCCAGAGUGAGAUUAGAUGCCGUUAUGUCUGCCACAGCUGCUCUGACAAGUCAACUGCCUUUCCACAAUGAUGCCAACCAGCCAACUGAGAUUAGCCGUCAACUUGGGAGCCAAAUACGUGGCCCCUCAGCAUCUUUGUAG
Prunus armeniaca (apricot) is the source of this 222-nucleotide messenger RNA. Lineage: Eukaryota; Viridiplantae; Streptophyta; Magnoliopsida; Rosales; Rosaceae. The record is from the annotation of a GenBank genome assembly.